This is a messenger RNA of Rhizoctonia solani, 5949 nucleotides long. RefSeq names its product beige protein. Bases 1 to 5949 code for a protein of 1982 amino acids. Gene Ontology annotation, molecular function: protein binding. The transcript is spliced from 30 exons. NCBI's taxonomy places the organism in Eukaryota, Fungi, Basidiomycota, Agaricomycetes, Cantharellales, Ceratobasidiaceae. The record is from RefSeq and is a predicted model, not a curated record.
AUGCUCAAGAGUCUAUUGACUCCGUUGAAAACUCGGUUCGAGGAAGCUGUCUCUCUACGGAGCAAUGGCACACCUGAUGCGGUGCCCGAGUCCCCGGAGGACUUUGAACGCGAUGCUAGGGUAGAGACCAUGCGGAUGGUAGUCCAAUCGAUAAACGCGGUAGAGGAUGAUACAGCGAGAAUAGACCUUCUGGGUGAAGCCUCAAGACUUAUGCUGAUAGAUCCUGCAACGAAGGAUGUGUUUCGUGAAAUGGACGGAUUUCUUGUGCUCAUCAGUUUUCUGUCAACGAGCGCGUUUUUGCCAAGUGAAAGCCCAGCUAUAGCAUUUGACCUCGUCAUGCAAGUGUUUAGUGUUGCAAUGAUAGACCACCCAAUUAACCAAACGCAUUUUAAACACAAUGUAGGAUAUAGCGCACUCGAGAGUUCGGCCUCUGAUUAUCUCAACCGACCCGAACAAGGCACAAAGGCAAUGGUUCUCUCAUCGUUCGCGGCUUUCGUUUUCCAGCUGCCCUCUCUGUCCGUCUUCCUGCCCACCAUCGACGCGCAAUCCCAUGACGAUUCGGACGCCACAGUAACGCCUGUUGGUGAUUACAUCACUCAGUUGGAUACGCCUUCUGCGCGGAUUAGUCACCCUCUUGCUAUUCCUAUUCUACUUCGUUUAACUUGGUCUCUGUCCAAUGAGACUUACUCAUUUGCUAUGGCGAAACUUUUUGAUAGACUUGCAGCUGUGAGUUAUGCGAAUCGUGCAACAAUGGCAGGGUCUGGCAUCGUUCGCCUUGUCUGGGAUAGAUUGUAUCCAUUGCCCACAUCAAAGUCAAUUGGUAGUACGGACCUUCCGGUUCAGGAAUCUCAUGCUCUACAAAAGCUUCUUCGUCGCGUUAUUGAUGUUGGUGCGCCUUUAUCAGAUUUGAAGCAUUUAUUUAAAAGGACUUCGAGCAACGGAGCUGUGGGGUUGAAGGCCCUUGCCGCGCUCAAGGGAAACCCCCAGGCCAGAUGGCCAAGUUUUCUGUCAUUUCGUGGUGAUAGGUGUGGGCUAGAUGUCGAAAAUCUUAAUCUCAAGGGAAGGGGAAUUAGUGUCUUAUUGUGGAUAUACAUUGAGCACCGUUCUCAUGUCCCUGUCCAUCUAUUUGGGUGUGUUUCGGCCGAAUCUCGUGGGGCUCAAUCUACGCUAUUCGCUCUCGUUCUCAAACCAGAUGGCUGUCUAGCUAUCCAACCGAAUUCUCGUAAAACUAGUGAAACUAGUGACGGGCAGGGGAUAGUCACAUUACCGGGUUCAAUGAUUCAACGUGGUCGAUGGACCCACUUAGGACUCACUUGGGGAUCAGGAGAGAGUGGACUAAAAAUGCACAUUGACGGACAUUUGACUGAUACCCUAUCUACUAUUGUUUAUCCUCGUUUCUCCCAGAUCCACAUAUACUAUGGUUCCUCGCCUCUCGAAAAGUCUUAUACUGGAUCAAACCCUGCCUCAGCUGUUCACUCCAGAAGACCGACGCCACAACAUACUCGUUCCUUUUCUUCAUUUACGUCCCAAUCAUCACUCCCGCCUGCAAAUCCACCGCCCCCGCAAUACUACAUUUCAAGUACCCACAUAUUAAAUACCACGCUCUCUCCGGCCGUUGUUAGACUCGCGCACCAUCUAGGGCCCCGGUACACAGGAACUUUGAGGACAGGCCUGGGGAGACAUUUGACAUACGAGGCAGCGACUGCUCUCAAUGUUUACUUGUUUGCAUCGGCAGGGACAACCAACCUCGGAACGGAUCUCGCAACAGGGCUGGAGAUAGGACUGGGCGAAGCGGUUGUAUGUGCCCUUUUGCCUUCUGGGUGGAUUGAACAGCCGCCUCGGGGAAUCGAAGAAUUGGAGUUGGAUGCGCCUUGGCUUGGAGAAAGAAGGGUCCUGAACUGUGUCGCGGAGAAGGACCAGCGCGGGGCUGGGUGGGCUAGCGUGCGAGGGGAUGUAGUAAAGUGCGAAGUCGUUGGGACUGAUGAGGCGUUGAGGAGAGUCGGAGGUGCUGCCGUCGGAUUAGGGUUUGUUCAGCGGGCAGAGACGACUGAGAUGCUCCAUGAAUCGAUCUGUGUACUCCUUAAUUCCGUGCGAACAAAUUGGAGAGUGUUGGAAGAUAUGGAAAAUCUAUCCGGCUAUGAAGUCUUGGCUCAGUUAUUGUACGAAAAAGCAGGGCUUAUUUCGGUUGAUAUCUUUCAAUCUUUGUUCGAAUUUCUAGGGGUGGAUUUCAAAACUCCUAGUAAAUCUGUCGUGACAAACCCUCAAUCGUACCGCGCUUUCGCCCUCGACAUUGACCUCUGGGCACGCACCAACCCAAGUGUUCAGUCCGCGUAUUUUGACCAUUUUUCAACCCUCCUUACGACAAGUAAACUUUCUCGUUUCACAAUCAAAUCCAAGCUUUCCAAACUCCCAGUUUUGAAAAAGCUCUUGUUGGCUGUCCAGUUGGGUAUUUUCAGGGACGAGAUGGAAGCCCAGCUUGUUCGUGCAUUGAAAGUCGUGGCCCAUGCGAUUUGGACACCGGAAUCAAUCAAAGCGCUGGUUGCCUACCUUGCUGCGAAUCUUCAUACAUCUCAAGCCGGGACAGCUGCGUUGACACCGAUGAGCACCAUGUCCAGCCUUCCUCCCCAGCCCGAUAAAUCUGUUAUAGCCCAGCGCGCAGAGCUCGUUCUCGACGUAGUGAUCACGGUCUUGCACUCUUCUCAUCACCUCCAACGCUUCUGCGCCGCCCUUCCUGCAUCAAGGAUCCUGUUGCUGUUGCUUGGAGAACGCCCGACCCCUGUUGUCGCCGCCCAUAUGUUGACCCUUCUCGGACUGAUGAUGAAUAACUCGCCUAGCUUUGGACGCAAGUUUGAGCUCGCCCAUGGCUGGACGGUGAUCAGAUGUGUGGUCCCUGGCGCUUGGGACCCGAGUGUACAUGUGGCCGCCUUUGACCUGUUAUUCGGUCGGAUAGGAGGAAACGCAAGCUCGGCUCAUGGAGAGGGACAAGUCGUCAAUCCCGUUAUGUUUUCCACGAUUCUCACGGCGCUACAACGAGGACUCCAGCAGCGCGAAUCGGAUGCGGUAAUGGAUGUCUUGGUCGGAGAAAUGGUCGAGCUAUAUGAAUCGGUUCCGACUUUCAGACUACUCUUCAAGACCAAGUCGUCAAUGACCAUAUUUGUGGACCUUUACCGUGACUUUUUGAAACUUAGAAGGGAGGAAGGACAGACCGAGAGGGAGGGUACUGGGGCGAGGUUGGAAGAAAAGUUAAGAAAGCUUGCUAAUCUUCUGAGCGAAAACUCGGUAAUCGAUGCGGGCCAGAGGCAAGAGCUACGAGACUUGUCAAAUGGGGCUCGACCUAUAAACACAAGUCGUCGUGCCUCGGCUCGAAUAUCGCUCAAUACACUUGGUGGUGCCGAGCCCACUUACGUUAAGACAAUGAUGAGACUUGCUUCCUGGCGAAAAACUACGGCUACGUCCGAGAGACAGAGGCUGAGGAAAAUGAUACAAGACAGACGCGAGGCACGGAGGCAAGCAUCCAAUCAACAAGAAUGGAAGCGGCGGAUCGAAGGAGAUUCUGAAUUAUUCCCUGGAUCUAAGCGCGAGAUUAAAUGGCAGCUGGACGACACGGAGGGACCGUUUCGUGUUCGGAAAAAAUUACAAAUGGAACAGGGGAGACUUGGCCGCGAGGCUGAUGACGACUUGCCGUACUUUUCUCGAGAAGUUCGAGAAACAGAAGACGAUUCAUCUUCGGUAGUUCACGUCGAGGUUCCGCCCUGGGCUGAAAGCUACGAAAUUGCAGCAACCGGCCAAGAGGAGCUCGAAGGGGAUGACACUGAUGACAAGUUGAGGCAUAUUCGACAUGAACUUGUUGCCGGUGACGUUGUCGAAGAGGUCCAAAAUGUUUCGCGAGUGUUGGGAGUAGAUGCCUGGCCUGGACUAAUCAUCAUGGGCAAAACGCAUUUAUAUCUUGUCGAUGGCCUUUAUCAGAAUCAACAAGGUGAUAUUGUUGCGGCUAUCGAAGCACCAAAGGACGCUUUUUUGAUUCCUGGAGUGGCACUUGAGCUCGAAAACAGCCGACUGACGCAAAAAUGGCCAUACACUCAGCUUGCAGCUCAAUCAAAGCGGACAUUCUUAUUUAGAGACGUUGGGCUUGAAUUUUACUUCAAGGAUAACCGCACGGUACUGGUUGUAUGCGCCACGUCAGAUGCACGACAACAAAUUCUAAACAAAAUCGCAUUUGUACAAGCCCGAAGCAGCCUUGAGUCUCUGACCCCUGGCGGGUUCCGGUCUCCCUUAAUUAACCGUAUGAGUGCGCGAGUUAGCCUGGCCUUUCAAGGUCGGGACGAAGUAUCUACGGCGACUCGAAGGUGGCAAGCACGAGAGAUCAGUAACUUUGCUUAUCUAAGUAUACUGAAUCAAGCUUCCGGGAGGACCUGCAAUGAUCUCACUCAAUAUCCCGUUUUUCCCUGGGUUCUCAGUGAUUACACAUCCAAAACACUGGACCUCAACUCCCCGGAGACCUUCAGAAUCUUAUCGAAACCGAUGGGUGCACUGUCGCCCGCGAGAAUGGAAGCCGCCAAGACUCGCUAUUCAAGUCUGGAAUCCAUCGGAGAACAAGCUUUCAAUUACGGGACUCAUUUCUCCUCAUCUAUGAUCGUUUGCCACUUUUUGAUCCGGCUCGCCCCCUUUACGCAUCAUUUUAGACGGCUUCAGGGAGGCAGUUGGGAUCUCCCUGAUCGCCUUUUUCAUAGCAUACAACGAGCAUGGGAGUCGGCAUCAGAAGAUACCAGGGGUGACGUUAGGGAGCUAAUUCCGGAAAUGUUUACCUGUCACGAGUUCUUGGACAAUCGAGCAAAUUUAGACCUUGGGAUCCAAGGAAAUGGCGAGCGCGUAGACAAUGUUAAACUGCCACCGUGGUGCAACGACGAUCCUUACUUGUUUAUUCAACUCCACAGACAGGCCUUGGAAAGCGAACUUGUAAGCAGAGGGCUGCCUUCUUGGAUCGAUUUAAUUUGGGGUCACAAACAACGAGACCCAGAAUCAUUCAACGUUUUUCACCCUUUGAGUUACGAAGGUACCAUUGACCUGGAUUCGAUCACCGACCCUAUGGAACGAGAUGCCACCGUAGGCAUCAUUCACAAUUUUGGACAGACGCCACGAAAACUAUUUACUAGUCCACACCCACCGCGUAUGAUGGAAGGAGUAAAGACAUUACCAUUAGGAACAAUUUACGGGAUUGAAGAAAGCUAUGACUUGUUAUGUCAUACGUACCGCCCGGUACAUACCAUAGACGGACCGGUGGAGCAGCUUGUGAUCGAUAAUAUCUCGGAUCGGAUUAUCCCUUGUGCCACCCAUACUUUGAGGAACCCCGAUGUACCUCAUGAGCGACUUGAGUGGGGGUUCAAUGAUCCUUCAAAAGCUUGGUCGAUAGUCGUCAGCGGAUCUGAAGAUGAAACCCACCACAACCAUAGAGGACUCGCUGCAGUAUGGGACCUAAAGCGUGGCGUUCAUGUGUGGACCGUCCUUCACGAAACGCCUGUUUCCUUGUGUACAGUGAUGGAAUCUACGGGGAACAUUGCAACCUGCUCGGCCACAUCACUUAAGCUUCACACCCUCAAUGGUUACUUCGUUGCGGAGCUGGAGGUUGCGCAGCCUAUCCUGGCGUUAAGUUUCCACGAGCGCGAAUACUCGCCUGUGGGGAUACUCGCGACGGCUAUUGGAGGAGAAAUUAUUCUCAGGACAUGGAAGCCCAAAACACCUGGACUCGAGGACCCGAAUCCACCGCGGCCAACGAAUCAGGAGGGACCUGCUCGGUGGGAUUUCCUUGCCCUUCGGACGCUCAGUUUACAAACGGAAGGAGUUGGCCUCGCUAUGCGAAUGCCAAGAGUAACAUCGCUAAAAUUCGUGGGGGAAUCGUUGUUUCACGGAGACGAAGCGGGGCGCGUUUACUCAUGGACUUUACCAGACUGA